This is a messenger RNA of Nematolebias whitei (Rio pearlfish), 1344 nucleotides long. It is a transcript of the gene eif6, whose product is annotated as eukaryotic translation initiation factor 6. The transcript has 6 exons. NCBI's taxonomy places the organism in Eukaryota, Metazoa, Chordata, Actinopteri, Cyprinodontiformes, Rivulidae. Gene Ontology annotation, biological process: cytosolic ribosome assembly; ribosomal subunit export from nucleus; assembly of large subunit precursor of preribosome. Gene Ontology annotation, molecular function: ribosomal large subunit binding. Gene Ontology annotation, cellular component: cytosol; nucleolus; preribosome, large subunit precursor. The record is from RefSeq and is a predicted model, not a curated record. The coding region runs from base 227 to 967 and encodes 246 amino acids.
GGACACGAGCAGAAAGGAAGUACGGCGUCUCGUGUCAAGAGCCCCCAGCCUUCUUCAGGUAUUCAGGGCCUGUUUACUUCGCACGUGGACUCAAACAAUCUAACAAAGCUCGUGAUUGAAGCUAAAGCCCCGCCGGGUUUUAAAAGAACCACGUGUUUGUUUCCGAAAGCCGAACCGCAACGUUCUGACCGAACCUGCCCGGGCCCAGCCGGUCCUCAGGAGCAUCAUGGCCGUCAGAACCUCCUUCGAGAAGAACAACGAGGUGGGCUGCUUCGCCAAACUCACCAACACCUACUGCUUGGUGGCCAUCGGCGGAUCAGAAAACUUCUACAGCGUGUUCGAAGGGGAGUUGUCAGAAACCAUCCCGGUGGUUCACGCCUCCAUCGCCGGCUGUCGCAUCAUCGGCAGGUUGUGUGUCGGUAACCGCCACGGGCUCCUGGUUCCCAACAACACGACUGAUCAGGAGCUGCAGCACAUCAGGAACUCUCUGCCGGACCCGGUCCAGAUCCAGAGGGUGGAGGAGAGGCUCUCCGCUCUGGGGAACGUCAUCGCCUGCAACGACUACGUGGCUCUGGUUCACCCGGACCUGGACAGGGAGACGGAGGAGAUCCUGGCAGACACGCUGAAGGUGGAGGUGUUCCGUCAGACGGUGGCCGAGCAGGUUCUCGUCGGUUCUUACUCCACGUUCAGCAACCAGGGAGGCCUGGUCCACCCGAAGACGUCCAUCGAAGACCAGGACGAGCUGUCGUCCCUCCUGCAGGUCCCCCUGGUGGCCGGCACCGUGAACCGGGGCAGCGAGGUGAUCGCGGCGGGGAUGGUGGUGAACGACUGGUGCGCGUUCUGCGGCCUGGACACGACCAGCACCGAGCUGUCGGUCAUCGAGAGCGUGUUCAAACUCGGCGACUCGGCGCAGCCCUCCGCCAUCGCCACCAGCAUGAGGGACUCGCUGAUCGACAGCAUGGCGUAACGCCGCCGCCAGUUUCCUGCCGGGAGGCGCUGAAGCUGCAGGACUCCUUUCCAGCAUCGAACCUGCAGCCGAGCUCCAUUUCUUCAGUGUCGACCUCGUCCUCCUGAGCAGAGCCCGUUCACCUUCACGUGGUCCGUAGCUUUUUGAAUCUUUCAGGAACACAUCGCCCCGGUGAAAACCCAUCAGCUGACGUGUUUGGACGCGUGUGUCCAUGAGAAUAAAACCUUUUGAUGUCUCAGCCGGUGCGCUGCAGUGCAGAAAUAAAACGCUGCUCGCCUGUAAGGCUUCCAGCAGCAUGCUGUGCCUGAAGGUUCUGCAGAGACCGGUUCUGUGUCGUUGGACUGUAAAGUAACGGGACAUGGAUGUUUCUAAAUUUG